Hippoglossus stenolepis (Pacific halibut) is the source of this 1430-nucleotide messenger RNA. RefSeq names its product ureidopropionase, beta (gene upb1). Gene Ontology annotation, molecular function: beta-ureidopropionase activity. Lineage: Eukaryota; Metazoa; Chordata; Actinopteri; Pleuronectiformes; Pleuronectidae. The transcript has 10 exons. The record is from RefSeq and is a predicted model, not a curated record. The coding region runs from base 187 to 1338 and encodes 383 amino acids.
GCAGCGACAGUUGGGACAGUCCGCGGCGCAGAGCAGGCUCUUCGUUUCCACACAAACAACUGUGUCAGUCUCCCUGAAGACACGUGCAGGUUAUAUAAGCAGUGAGACAGUUAACCAACAGACAGCACCGACACAGAGGACCGUACAGCCGCAGCCGUGAAGCAGAGAAUCCGAACAAAGCGCAACAUGUCGGCGUGUGAGUUCGAGUCCCUGGAGGAGUGUCUGCGGAGUCACCUGCCUCCCGCGGAGCUGUCUGAGGUCUCCAGGAUCCUGUUCGGGAGGGAGACUACGAAGCUGGAGCUCCCGGCCUGUGCUGUGGACGCCGCCUCUGAACGUGACUUUGAGCUGAAGGGUUAUGGGUUUGAAGCUGCUCUGGAACAGCUGAGGCCGGCGAGGAGGAUCCGGGUGGGACUCAUACAGCACCACAUUGUCCUGCCCACUGACGCACCCAUCCUGGACCAGAUCAAUGCCAUGCACAGCCGGGUCGGUGAAAUGGUCGAGGUGGCGGCCAUGUGUGGUGUGAACAUCAUCUGCUUUCAGGAGACCUGGACCAUGCCCUUUGCUUUCUGCACCCGUGAAAAAGAACCAUGGACGGAGUUUGCGGAGUCAGCUGAAGAGGGAAACACCACGCGCUUCUGCCAGGAGCUGGCCAAAAAAUACAACAUGGUGGUUAUUUCCCCAAUCCUGGAGCGGGAGGAGAUGCACAACACUCUUUGGAACACAGCAGUGGUGAUCUCCAACUCUGGAAAUGUACUGGGAAAGAGCAGGAAGCAUCAUAUUCCCAGGAUUGGAGACUUUAAUGAGUCUACAUAUUACAUGGAGGGCGACACCGGCCACACAGUGUUCCAGACACAGUUCGGUAAGAUAGCUGUGAAUAUCUGCUACGGGCGGCAUCACCCUCUGAACUGGUUCCUGUACAGUAUGAAUGGAGCUGAGAUCAUCUUCAACCCCUCAGCUACUGUGGGAGCCCUCAGUGAGCCCAUGUGGCCUAUAGAGGCCAGGAAUGCAGCAAUAGCCAACCACUGUUUUACUUGUGCAAUCAACCGUGUGGGGACAGAAACUUUCAAAAGUGAAUUCACAUCUGGUGAUGGAAAAAAAGCUCACCAUGACUUCGGACUCUUCUAUGGAUCCAGUUACGUGGCUGCUCCUGACGGCAGCCGCACCCCGGGCCUCUCUCGGACCCGUGACGGGCUGCUAGUGGUGGAGAUGGAUCUCAACCUGAACAGACAAAUCAGCGAUAAAUGGAGUUUUAAGAUGACUGGGAGGUACGCUGAAUACGCAGAGGAACUCACCAGGGCUGUCAGACAUGAUUUUAAACCCAACAUAGUGAAGGAGUAGACAUUACACACGUUUACUGUCGGCCAUAUCAGAAUGAAACACACCAAGUUACAUUUUGUGUUCAUCGUCAUAAUAAAGUGUGUGUGACUGAU